GUAGGGGUCACACUGAUCUUAAUUUUGGAUAAAAUAAGUUUAUUUGUGAUUCAUUCAUUCAGUUAAACAAAUUAACAAUUCGCGGACAACACCGAACGCUUAUCUGUGCUAUUAAAUUAAUUCACACGGAUACACACAGUACCACCAUAAGUAUUUGCUAUAGAUCAUAACUCUCGCUCUCAGUGAAAGAAUGGCAGCCGAGAUAAAACCAGCGCAGCGCAGCAACAACGAUCGCUUUUUGUCGACCAAAAAGCCGGAGUUACUCAGUAAAUUAGAGGGAAGCGGGGAUGAUGUAAACGCGGCUAUUUUAAUACCAGGCGAAAACGGAGUAAUUAGCGUUUCUGACGACAAAACUGUGCGGGUAUGGCUUAAACGAGAUUCCGGCCAAUAUUGGCCCAGUAUUUGCCAGUAUAUGCCGUCAGGCUGUACGGCCAUCGAAUAUGUUCCGGAGCUGCGACAAUUGUACAUUGGCCAAGACAAUGGUACCGUCACCCAAUACACACUAUCUGAGGACUGCAAUCGCUUAUCAUUCAUGCGCGACUAUUUGUCGCAUCAGGGCCGCGUUGUAGCCGUCGUAUUUUCCAAGAGCCAUAACUGGAUACUCUCUGCUGGCAAAGAUAAACAGUUCGCAUACCAUUGUACGGAGACCGCAAAGCGAGUGGGCGGAUACAAUUUUGAAACACCAUGCACAGCGCUACAGUUUGAUGCUUUGGCAAAAUAUGCAUUCAUUGGAGAUCAUGCGGGUCAAAUAACAAUGCUGCGCUGCGAAGUGCAGGGAGUGCAGCUUAUCACCACAUUCAAAGGACACACUGCUGGCAUAAGAUGUUUAAGAUGGGUCGAAGGUCCUCAGCUAUUGUUCAGUGGUGCGUGCGAUCAAUCGGUUAUUGUCUGGGAUGUUGGUGGCAAGCGAGGCACAAUUUACGAAUUGCAAGGCCAUAGCAACAAAGUAUCGGCUUUGGCGUACGCCAACCACACUCAGCAAUUGAUUACGUGUGGUGAGGAUUCAGUUGUCGUCUUUUGGGAAAUGAACGCGAUGCGCAAGGAGGUGCCUGGCUGGGUGGAGUCCAAUAAUUGCCAGCUGUGUUCAAGACCAUUCUUUUGGAACUUUCGUUCGAUGAUGGACCAAAAACAAUUGGGCAUACGACAACAUCAUUGCCGGCACUGCGGCAAAGCUGUUUGCGAUAAUUGCUCAACGAAUCGCAUCAAUAUACCCAUAAUGGGUUUUGAAUUCGACGUGCGCUGCUGCGAUCCAUGCUACAAGCAGCUGCAGACAGUGGAGCGUCCAUCUUUAGCAGCCUUUCACGAUGCCAAGCAUUCUAUUGUGCAUAUGGACUUGGACGAGGAGCGUAAGCGUCUGCUGACCGUCGGUCAGGAUCGACUCAUCAAGGUGUGGGAUUUGUCAACCAUUUGGGCAUAAUGUUUAUACAACGGCAACUAAGCAGCCUGCAUGACUUGACCGCAAGUUCGGCGUUUCAAUUUUAAAAAUUUAUAUUGUAUUGUAUGAAACUAAAUAAAAAAUACCAAAUACAUAUGUAA
Molecule: messenger RNA, 1536 nt
Organism: Drosophila montana
Lineage: Eukaryota; Metazoa; Arthropoda; Insecta; Diptera; Drosophilidae
Gene: Wdfy2
Product: WD repeat and FYVE domain containing 2
Exons: 6
Coding region: 191-1417 (408 amino acids)
Cellular component (GO): early endosome
Molecular function (GO): protein binding; metal ion binding
Source: RefSeq, a predicted model, not a curated record